Molecule: messenger RNA, 442 nt
Organism: Thamnophis elegans (Western terrestrial garter snake)
Lineage: Eukaryota; Metazoa; Chordata; Lepidosauria; Squamata; Natricidae
Gene: NDUFA2
Product: NADH:ubiquinone oxidoreductase subunit A2
Exons: 3
Coding region: 54-359 (101 amino acids)
Source: RefSeq, a predicted model, not a curated record
UGGCUACAAAAAAACGCCCACUUCGCGCAGGACCUCUGUGGCUGGCGGUCACCAUGGCGGCCGCCGCAAUCGUCCGAACUGUUGGGGGCAGCCUUGCCCAGAAUCUCAAGGAAAUUCGGAUCCACCUUUGCCAGCACUCGGCGGCUAGUCAGGGAGUGCGAGAUUUCAUUGAACAGCACUAUGUCACAUUGAAGAAGGCAAAUCCAAACUUUCCCAUCUUGAUUAGAGAGUGUUCCAAUGUUCAUCCUAUGCUUUGGACUAGAUAUGCUUUUGGUCUAGAAAAGAGUGUGUCACUGAAUAAUCUAAAUGUGGACCAAGUUGCCAAAGCCUUGGAGAAAGCUGUUAGUAGCAAAAUAUGAAGAUGAUCCUGUAUUCUUCGAUUCUAAAAUUGUAAUUUUCAUGUAAUUAAUUAAACCCUACAAAUAAAGUCAUAUACAAUGUG